Molecule: messenger RNA, 1266 nt
Organism: Microthlaspi erraticum
Lineage: Eukaryota; Viridiplantae; Streptophyta; Magnoliopsida; Brassicales; Brassicaceae
Source: the annotation of a GenBank genome assembly
AUGUCUCUCUCCCUCAGAUCAGAAGAUAGAGGAGUAGCAAUUCCAGAUUCCAUCCCUAAUGAUCUCAUCACAGAGAUAUUCUUGAGAUUGCCUGCAAAGUCAGUAGCUAGGUUUCGCUGUGUGUCGAAGCAAUGGCGUUCCAUGUCUCACCUUCCCUAUUUCACCGAGUUGUUCUUGACAAGGUCACGGUCUCGUCCGCGUCUCUUAUUCGCCCUCCAACGAGGCUAUCCCUGUGACUGGAGCUUCUUUUCGUCGCCACAGCUUCAGAAUCCAUACGAUUGCAAGGUUUCUGUCGGUUUUCAUAUGAAGCUCCCUAGAGAAAUGUGCACUGAACGAUUUUGUGGCCCUGUAUCUGGUUUGAUCUAUUUCUGUAUAAGGGAGGUCUCACAAAAGAGCGACAAGGAUGCAGUGCUUGUGUUUUUUAACCCUCGAACCAGACAGUAUGCCAAAUUUUCUGAAUUGAAAACGGACUUCUCGGCAAGUUUUUUAGGGUUUGACCCCAUUGACAAGCAAUUCAAGGUCUUGUCCAUGUCUCGUCCAUAUCAUAGAAUUCUGACAUUGGGAACUGGAAAUAUGAGGUGGAGGAAGAUCCAGUGUCCCUUAAACCAUCUUCCUUUGGGUGAAGUUGUAUGCAUCAAUGGGGCUAUGUAUUACUCAGCUGAAGUUUCCAAAAGCUCUUUUGCGAUAGUUUGCUUUGAUCUUAGAUCUGAAAAAUACAAAUUCAUUGAGGCAAAAAGGUAUCUUGAGGACUUGUUCAACUAUAAGGGUAAAUUAGGUAGGAUUAAUUUGAGGUAUGUGAAGGAUGGCAAUACCCUUGCGUUGCAUGUGAAGGUUCUAGAGGAUGUCGAGAACCAGAAAUGGUCUAAAAAUGUCUAUACUUUGCCGGAGAAUGCACCCGUUGAUCGCUACGAUGCAUACAUCGUUGGAGUGUCUGCUACAGGUGAAAUUGUUUUGUCGGAGAGACGUACAUCUCAGCAGCGGUUUUACGUUUUCUACUUCAAUCCCGAAAGGAACACUUUCCAACGUGUUGAAAUCCAAGGUUUUGGAGAUUACUAUCAUCAGAAUCCUGCUCAUAGUGUUUCUGUCUUUGUGGACCUCGUAGAAGAUCUUCAUGUUAACGAUGCAAAGUACCUCAAGUCAAGCCAAGGCCUAGAUAUCAUUAGGGAAAGGCCAACACCAUUAAAACCCCUGCCUAUACCACAGAAAAUCUGCAGCUCUGCUCCAUCUUUGAAGAACAAGUACGAAUUAUUAGAAGACUUAGAGUGA